AACCAAGUAGAGGAGAAGGGAGACUAAGAAGGUUGAGGGCAAGAGCCAUCCCACUUCAUGUCUAAUCCUGUUCGAAACUACUCCUUUUCACCAUCACCUUUUGUAAGAUCAGUUUGUCAAUAGCGCGCAGAUCGUGAAGACCGUUCGGGGGCUCCAAUUUUUUUGGUACAUUUUCGCACAUAGGCCUGCAGGAAAAGGUUCUGAAAACUCCAAACUGUCCAAAGGGUAAAUAUUCAAUAAAUCUUCCAGCCUCAAUCUUCUGUGGAUUUAUUACUUUCAUCUUUGAUGUUGGAAUAAUGAGACCCCAAAGGACUAAUGUGUGAGCAGAGAACAUAAAGAAAGUUUCACAUGAACAAAUGAAACAUCACCCCACACCUCCUACAGCGGUUCUCAUGACACCAGCUGCAGGACACCUCAACAUGUUUCAGGAGUACCAAAACAAUGCAGUCAUUGUAACCCAUUACAACUUCACAGGGAAGCUUAAAGAGAACAAGUACAAGGAUGGACUAAAACCAGAAGCCAUUGUUUUCCUCAUUAUCUGUUUGCUCAUCGUCCUAGAGAAUUCUGUGGUUCUUGCAGCAAUUUGGAAGAAUAAGAAGUUCCAUCUUCCCAUGUAUUACCUUUUGGGCAACUUGACUUUCUCAGAUCUGCUGGCAGGCUUCACCUACAUGGUGAAUAUUGUAACAUCUGGAGCAAACACAUUGAUGACCCCUAUUCAGUGGUUUAUAAGAGAAGGUGGUGUCUUCAUCACACUAGCUGCCUCCAUCAUCAGCCUAUUGGCCAUUGCUAUUGAACGCCACGUUACCAUGGUGCAGAUGAAGCCAUACCAGGGGAGCAAGCGUGGGCGCAUGUUUGCUCUGAUUGUUGCUAGCUGGGUGCUUUCUGUCUUCCUGGGUGUGCUACCCAUUAUGGGCUGGAACUGCAUAGACAUCUUGGACCAGUGCUCCACCGUCUUGCCACUGUAUUCCAAAAGCUUCAUUCUCUGCUGCAUCACAGUCUUCUCUGCAAUAUUAUUAGCCAUUGUGGUGCUCUAUGUACGUAUCUUCUGCAUUGUAAAGUCAACCACACCACGUUUAGUGUGGGGACCGCAGCGCAAAAGUUCUAUAAGGAAAGCCCAGAAGUACAUGGCUCUGCUAAAAACUGUCACCAUAGUGGUUGGGGUUUUCAUCAUCUGCUGGCUCCCCCUCUUUGUACUCCUUCUUUUGGACUUCUGUUGUCCGGCCCAAAGCUGCCAGGUGCUCUUGAAGGCAGACUACUUUCUGGGUGUUGCUAUGCUUAACUCAUUGUUCAACCCCAUCAUCUACACAUUAACCAGUAAAGACAUGCGAAGGGCCAUCCUGAGGUUGAUCUUUAGCUACUGUCUGCUGACUAAGGAUGGAGAGGUGAAGAGGUUUGGAGUACUUUUCCUGGAGUGCAGCACAAGUAAGACUGAGAUGCCAUCCCAGAAGCUGGAGGGCCUGGAGACCACUGUGACAUCAGGGAACUUUACACCAUCCACAAUCAAAGCUAUUUAUCCCAGAAUGUCAAAGACUUGAAUUUUUAGAAAUUUGUAUCAAGGUAAUUUCAUCAUGGACUGGUAUAGUCAAGUGUGUUUUGACAAGAAGGUGAAGUGUGAGUCAGUUGGCCAGCUCAAACUGUACUGAAAGUGCUUUCUUAUCAUUCAUUAGAGCUUUAAGCAACAUGCACUUAAGACCAAACAAACUGAGAUGGCAGCAAUUUGUGGUGGCUUCAAUGGUGUCCCAUAUGAUUUACUAUCUGCAGCUUUAAAAUAUAUAAAUAUAUAUAAAAUGGGGAGAAAAACAGUUAUACACCUGGCCAGAGGUGAGCACCUAACUGCCUGCAUACCAAGAGUGCACUUACGAGAGCAUCAGUUUCAUCUUCAUGCAAAGAAAGCUGUUCAUCUGUCCCCUUUUCUCGGGACUAACUUCAAAUUUUACAUAAAGCAUAUUUUGUGUUCCAAAACUACCAGAGUAAAUACAUUAAAGAGCAUUAUAAAUUAAUUGUAAGGAUGCUUCAGUAGAGAGUGAGAGUGCAAUGUGGAGAGUGAUAAUUUCAGCGUUAUGUAGUCUUCUGUGUAUACUUGUAAAGAUUUUAGUGUUGUGAAUAAAAUAAAGAAGCAUUUGUUGGUCGAGGUUGUGUUUCAGCUAUUCCUAAUUUAUACUCAUGUGCGUGUGUAAAUAUAUGUACAUUGACAAUAAAGUGAUAUUUUUUUUGUA
Messenger RNA from Electrophorus electricus (electric eel), 2216 nucleotides. It is a transcript of the gene s1pr5a, whose product is annotated as sphingosine-1-phosphate receptor 5a. Gene Ontology annotation, cellular component: membrane. NCBI's taxonomy places the organism in Eukaryota, Metazoa, Chordata, Actinopteri, Gymnotiformes, Gymnotidae. Gene Ontology annotation, biological process: G protein-coupled receptor signaling pathway. The record is from RefSeq and is a predicted model, not a curated record. Gene Ontology annotation, molecular function: sphingosine-1-phosphate receptor activity.